Messenger RNA from Fraxinus pennsylvanica, 300 nucleotides. The record is from the annotation of a GenBank genome assembly. NCBI's taxonomy places the organism in Eukaryota, Viridiplantae, Streptophyta, Magnoliopsida, Lamiales, Oleaceae.
AUGGGGGUGUUUGUGCUGGUGUCUUUAUCAGCAUUGGAAAAUUGGAAAUGCCAAUGGGUCGUCAGUAUAAAGGCAAGUGGUAUUGCAAUAAAGCUUACGCUGGAGGGCAUCAAUCAAAUUGGAUAUCCCCAGACUUGGUUUUUCUUUUCAGUUGCAAUAAUCUGUGUGAUUGCACAGUGCCCACCUGGUAUAGUUGCUAAUGCACUAUCACUGGGAUGUGCUGUAGACUAUAAGUUUGAUAGAUGUGCAAAGGUGUUUAUAUUAAUAAGGGGUGAUUGGGAGGAAGGGGAGGCAGGUUGA